AUGGCUUCAACGGCACCUUAUGCGAACGAUCAUCGAGACACCAACGGCCCAGGCGACGCCCGCCCCAACGCGCUCAAAAUCAUCCGUGAUGAAGGCUUGGACGGAGGUCUGCAAGGGAGGGUAUGCCUCAUCACCGGCGGAACGGCUGGGAUAGGAAUCGAAACCGCCCGUGCCAUGCACGCCACAGGCGCCGAUGUUUACAUCACCGGCCGCGAUACCAAGAAAGGUGUCGCAGUUGCGGAGAGUCUUGCCAGUGAUGGAAAGCCGGGCAAGGUGGCUUUCCUGCAGAUGUCCUUGGACUCCGUAAAGGACGUUUCUGCUGCUGCUGAGCAAUUUUUGAGCAUGUCGGAAAAAUUGAACAUUCUCAUUUGCAACGCAGGAAUUGUGCUUCAUCCCAAGGGUCUUACGAAAGACGGCUUUGAGAAACAUUUUGGCGUCAACUAUGUGGCGCAUUUCGCAUUGUUCCAGGCACUGCGCGAGACGUUGAUCAAGUCAGCUAGUCCGACCAUGUCCUCACGAGUUGUCAUGCUUGCAUCCUUAUCGCAUCAAGCGUCCUCUGUGAACUUUGAGGACAUCAACUUCAUGACGCGGGAGUACGAUCCCAUGCUUGCGUACGGAGCAUCGAAGACUGCAUGCAUCUGGAUGGCCAACGAGAUCGAGAGACGGUAUGGAAUAUAG
Colletotrichum siamense is the source of this 678-nucleotide messenger RNA. Its product is annotated as Retinol dehydrogenase 12. The transcript is spliced from 3 exons. The record is from RefSeq and is a predicted model, not a curated record. The coding region runs from base 1 to 678 and encodes 225 amino acids. NCBI's taxonomy places the organism in Eukaryota, Fungi, Ascomycota, Sordariomycetes, Glomerellales, Glomerellaceae.